CGAAAUGAUUGCAUCAUGAAGCCAAAGCCAGAGGGUAGUGUCAACUCUGAUGUUACUCCUAGCAGCAGUAAUUGUAAUAUAAGUGAUAUUAGUAACUGCUUUGAUGAGAACGAAAACUUAAGUCCAACAGCUAUAACCCUGCUACCCAAAGAUCUCUUGGACAGUCCGAUGUUCAGUAGUCAAUACGGCUUACAGUCAUCCUUUUUACCAUCACCAUGCAAGAAUGAACACACAUACUAUGAGGUUCCUAUUAUGCAUUUGAGACUAGAGGAUAACAAUGUGCAAAUUCGAAUCCUCGAUGACAAUAAUGGAAUAAUUACUGGUGCUUACGCUACCACCAAUACUACUAAUUACGUCAAUGAAGGUAGUGAUACAUGUUUCAAAGGAUUCUAUUUGAAAACUACAAGAUCCAAUGUUAAAUUUGUAAUUGAAGACCCAUAUAUUAUUGAACAUGUAAUUUUGUUGCCCAUAACUAGAUCAUUUAUUCUUUCGGUAAAGAAAUGGGGGUGUGAAUUAAACAACGAUCAACUAAAAUAUAUUCAUGUUAACACUACUACUGACAGUAGUAUUAGUAGUACUACAGAUCCUUGCUUACCAUCAUUACCACUGUCACAAUCAUCAUCGUCAUUCUGUCAAUGUAAGCUAAUUCAUAUUAAAAGUGUGCUCGUUAAGUUAUAUGAAGAUUAUAUUGAGACUUAUGGUUAUCUAAAACAUGCUAAAUUAUUUGUCAAGUAUGCAUUAAGAGAUUUUCCAGAAUGUGAAGAAAAAAAGAGUUUGUUGAAGUUGUUGAAAUCAAAAAAACUACCUAUCAGUUUAACAAACUAUUCAAAUGAAACACCUCAUGAACAUGAAAAUGAAAUUACUACUUGUAAUGACCACAAUGUUCCCAGUUGCCUUUCUCACUUUGCUACAGAUUCAUUUAACUAUCAGUCAUUAUCAGUACAACCAUCAUCAGAAGAAAAGUUUUUUAACUAUUCGCUAAGUACUGGUAAAGAUCAUAGUUUGUCAAAAGUAAAUUCUUUUCAAUUCAACGAUAGUAUACAAACAAAUAUUUCAAAGAAUUGUUUCGGCUGGAAAAAGUAUAGAAAAAUAUUAUCUAGUGAUUCAAAGAAUAAAAAUCUAAAUCAAUUCAAUAUACUCUAUAAGAGUCAAAUAUGCAAACAUUUCCAAGAAAGUGGUGGUUGUUGUCCAGUUGGAGUAAAAUGUCAUUUUGCACAUGGCAGAGAAGAAUUACGUGAUCCAAAAACUCAUCCAAAAUUUCGUAGCCAGUUGUGUUGGUAUUAUUCAACAACUGGAUAUUGUUUUUAUGGUGACCGUUGUUAUUUUAGACAUUGUGUCAUAAAUCCACCCGCAUUAUUAACAUCGAAAGAAACAACACCUGAAGUAGUAAAACAUAAUAAAAAUGUAUCACCUGACUCAACAAACCGUAAAAAUGAACAUUUGGUGAAAUUUGGAAGGAAAAACACGAAAAAGAAUAGACUACAGGAUGACUGUUCACUUGGAUUGAAAUUGGAAGGUGAUUAGGAUGAAAAUGAAAUGAAGACGCUAAUGAAAUGUAUUCAGAAUUCCCUUUGAAGAUAAAAGAGGAAUAUUAGCUAAUAUCAUCACUAUGAAGGUAAUUUUAAUGAAAGAUAUACAUUCUUCUUUAAAUAAAUAAUAGAUACACUGAUAUUUUGAUACUUUAAUGUAAAAAGGCAUAUUUUUCUGUCUACAACUUGUACUACUAACAAGUAGCAAAAGUAAUAUACGAAAUUAAAUUACUAAGUGAAUGAACGUCUGUUCAUUAUACCUAAAAAUAUGAUAUAAGCUAAUUCCUUUGAUUGCAUGCACUCAUAACAAUCUCAAUAUCUUUUUGCUUUGAAAUAUUUUUGGUGCAGUUACUGAAGCAUUAAAGUUCAGUUAAACUUAUUAAUUUACUAGUUCCGUAUUUAUAAGUAGAAUACUAUUUGGUUAGUAUACUAAAGGCUUAACAAUCUCCAUCUAUUCACUUAUUAAAAUUGCAGUUACUGCAAUAAAGUUAAAAUAAUCCAAAAGUUCUAAUCAUUAAUUUUAAAAACAUAGAGUAGAAGUAAUUGAAUCAGUAAUAAAUACACUUUAACCUGGUGGAGAAUAUUUGUAGCUCAAGUGGAUGGUUUUUAUAACUUUGUGUUCUUUGAGCUGGGUUGUUUAAUCGUGAAGCCUCCAUCGUCUUGCUAGAUGACAUCUUCAGCGCUAACUACAGUAUAAAGUAAGCUCCCAACAUUUCUGCAUGAGUGAUUUAAUAACUUGCCCUAACGAACUGGUUUAUGAUUGAUUGUUUCCUUUGAUUGUUGUGUCAUUGGCGGGAUAGACUUCUCUGUUGGGUGUUCCUCUGCUUGACCACUGACAUUUCUGUCAUUUACCACUUCCCUCACUGGUUAGUAGGUUGGGUCUGGGUCUAUACAUCUGUUGAUUGAUGACUAAUCUGAAUGACAAGCUUCUAGGAAUUCUCUGAUAUUACUCGUGUUUCCUCUGUCCACCAUUUCUAUAUUGUCAACAUUGAGUCCAUUUUCAUAGUUGAACACGUGCACUGAAAUAAGCCAUGGAAUGUCGUGACGUUUAAUGCCUAGUUGGUGUUCAUGUAAACGAAGGUGAGAAGGGAGAUCACUUCGAUCAAUGUGGAGUUAAGCAAACCUGUUGCAGUUGAUUUUAUGAGUGAUAUUUAGUUUGUCUUCUUCGGCUGUUGCAUCUUUUGUUCUGGAUAAUAGGGUUUGAGAGGAAUUUGUUGGUUUAUCAGCUGCACCGAUUCGAGGUGGUCUCACUAAUCUUCAUGAGAUCUCUGAUAUAUUCUCAUUCUCUAUGUACAGUACUGUGAUGCGUUUGUUGAUUUCUGUCGAUGAUGCUGUGGUUGAUGAUGAACGAAAUAGGCAUGUUCUGAUAAAGUUUCGUGAGUAUCCGUCCUCCUUCACGAUAGAUAUCAAGUAGUUUUCUGCGUUUCUCCGUGAAUUUGUUCUACUGCAGAGUGUGUUGUCACUCUCUUCUUCAUAGGAAUCUGUAUGCGAGUAAUUUUGUAUGUUGUUGGGUUGUUUUUUCUGUAGCUGAGAAUUUGAUCAGUGUUUGUUGACUUCUUGUACACCUGAGAUUCCAGUUUUCCGGUAUUUGUUCUACUGACUACAACAUCCAGGAAUGGCAGUAUGUUGUUCGACUUCUUCUGUAUUGUGAAUUUGAUUAAUUGAAAACGUUGAUGAUCAAAAUGUGAAUGUUUUCUAUAUCAUCUUUUUUAAUGAUGACAAAAGUAUCGUCUACAUAGCGAAUUCAAAUUCUUGAUUUAAUCAACGGUAGAAUCAUGCCUUCCGGCCUCUGCAUUACUGCUUCUGCAAUUAGUCCGGAUAUUGAUGACUCUAUUGGAGUUCCUCUCAUUCGUUUGUGUAUCUUACCAUUGAACUGGAAAUAUGUUGUCAGAUAUAGGUCAAUAAGUUCCAUCAAACUUGAGCAUUUAUGUUUCAUACAUUCUGAAAGGUUUUUAUCUUCAUUGAGCAGGUGGGACAUAGUUUCCUUGGCCAAUUAGAGUUCGGUGGAUUUGUAUAGUGCUGUGAUAUUGAAAGAUACCAUUAUUUGGUCAUUUUCUAUGUUAAUACCUCUGAUAUUUUCUAAGAAUUCCGUUGGUGACUUCAUGGAAUGUCGGCAUGAUUGAACGAGUUUUUCUUGAACGUUCAGUUGAUAUGUUAUAUUUUCCCGGAAGUGCGACCAUUGGUCGUAGAGGGAUUCCUGGUUUAUGUAUUUUUGGUCUGUUAUGGAGCCCAAAAAGGACAAGUUCAUUCGAUUUCAUUCGCCAUAUGAUUUGUCCGAUCAAAAAGCUGCAAGCGUAUAUAAGACGCAUCCAAUAAACUUUAUUAGGAAGGAAAAAAGAUCCAUUUGGAGUAUUACCUGGCCCACUUUUUCAUGAAUAUGUGUGAGCUAGCUAGUCACUCUUGAUAUAAGAAACACUCAUAUAGCUGUCUCAAUAUGCCUGUAGUCCUGUCUUCGUUGUAUACCUGGCAGCAACGGCCUAGUUCUAGAGACAUUCACCAGCCAUUACUAAGACACUGGUCCUCUUAAUACGUGAAUAAGUACUGAGAAUUAAACUGUAGGAUGUGUAAGUUAUAUCAGUUAAACCUAUUGAUGUAAUAAUUUCCUUUUUCAGAUUCAUUCUAGAGAUAAAUAAAACUACGCUCGUAUGAUUUUGAAAUGGUGGAGAAUAUUUGUAUCUCAGGUCUUAGUUGUAUUGUGUUCUCUGAGCUGGGUUGUUUAGUCACGUAGCUUUCAUCGUCUUGCUGAAGUAAGUGUUGACGAUGCCGUCUAGCAAGAUGAUGAAAGCUCCACGACUAAACAACCCAGCUCAGAGAAUACAAUACAACCAUGAAUCAAACUACUUCAUUUCGAUAUUUCACUCUGUUAAAUAUUCAGUUUCACUCUUUGAUUUCACUGACUUCAUUUUUUUCAAACUUCAUGGUUAUUGGUGGGGUUCGAAAUUAAGCUACAGUGUUAUCUGGAAACUAGUAUACUGAUAAUGGUGACAUAAAAUAUAUGAAGUUAUUUUAAAUCUUCUUAAAAAUCUCUUGAUCGACAGAAUGAAAUGACGAAGAUAAAACCAUCAGUCUUUCAUUGGUAAUUCAGCUGAUUAUGAAAAUGAGUAAAUGUGUGAAUCAAAUACAAAUCAAUGUAGAACGUGGUUCAUAAGUUCAUCAACUGAAUUUGUCAUAUAUACUGUUAGGUUCUCUUUGAUUAACUUUGAGAAUAGACAACUGAAAGUGUGUAUCUAUGAAACCAAAUUCGGAAUAAUGAGCAGGAUUUUUAAAAUUUUGAAAUGACUAUUCUGAAGACAAAUUUAUGAACUUUCUAAGGAGAGUUGAUAAGACUUCUCAUAUGAUAGUGGUUGUUAAUGUUAAUUAUAAUAAAGAAAGAGGUAUACAGUGUUUCAUAGAUUCUUUAGUAAUCGAUUACAAACGGAGAUGAAAUCCUACAUUUUACUACACCCUAUUGAUUAAACAUAUGGACUCAAAUUAUUCCAUAGCUCUAGUUCACCUAGAUGUUAAACUCUAUGUAUUAGGAAUUGCCACAACUUGGCAAUUUGAUAUAUAAGUUAAGUUAUAACUGAUUGAAAUGAGAAGAGAUGUAUUCGAAAAUAUUCCAUUUUUCGAUAAUUUAUUCUGGUAAAAAAAGUCGAACAAGUUAGCAGUGCCAACAGAAAUUACUCAUUCAAAGUUCUUCUUUUAAUUAAUUUUGUCUCCUAAAACUAAAAGAAACUUUGUUGUUAAAUAUGUCUUACAGCGGCAUACAAAAAUCGAUGGAUGGGAAUAACAAAAUUUAUUGGUAAAAAAAGAUUCUCAAGCAGUUAGAAAUACCCAGACGAAAUCUGGUUCAAAUUGUACGCUUUCUCACUGGGAAAUUAAAAGAACCAAUAACUAUUCAUCUGAGAUCUAGUUUAAUAACCAUGGCCAAUGGGACGCAGGAUGCGUAUUUCAUCCAAUCUGGGACUCGUCAGAUGGGUGUACCUACUUCUCAAUGAGUUGUUCCCAUAUGGCUUGAACCCGGACGGACCGUUUCAAACACCAGACCGUUAUUCACUAGACCACCGAGCUAGGCUGGCCGGUUCUUGUGCUGCGGGUAUAGUUUUAGUGUUAUUGAAGGAGGCGAUAUGCCAAUAGAGACCGAUCAAUUCGGUUCAGUCAACGACGUUAUAAUGCAAGCAAUAAUACUAAGAUUUAGCUUGUUAAGAAUUCAAAGAAAUUUAACUAGGGAGUUAACUUUUAGAAAUGUAAAAUAUAACGUAUGUCCAAUAAGCAAUGCAACUUUGGGAUUGAUAGAACUAAGUAACCCAAUUUAAGCAGAAGAAUUAGUUAUGUUCUUAGGUCUGUGGUGACCCAGUGGCUGAUUGGUUAAUGCAUUUGCCGUGAAACCUUUAGAUCCUGGGUUUGACUGCUGGGGAGUCCCAUACUAGGGCGAAAAAGCUGUCCAGUGUUCCCAAAUUUAUUUAAACCUCACCUGGUUAACUAGCUCACUAAUUGCUAACCGGUCCUAAGCCCGGGUAAAGAGGGAAGGUUUGGCAUAGGGCUAGAAACCCUACCCCGUAAAACCAAUCCAAUCGCUAAAAAAACUUC
Heterobilharzia americana is the source of this 6098-nucleotide messenger RNA. The record is from the annotation of a GenBank genome assembly. Lineage: Eukaryota; Metazoa; Platyhelminthes; Trematoda; Strigeidida; Schistosomatidae.